AGAGACAAUGUCCCUGACUCUUUGACCAGACCACAAGCCCAUAUUGAAGAUGUGUUCUACAAACCCAGGCAGCUGGGUCACCUUCGACGAUGACUCUACUUUUCAGUCUUCUCCGAAGAAAAAGGAUUUGUCUCUGGAGAUUCAAGGUGUUUGCAGACCAAAUGGACUGAAGCUGGACCUUCCUGGCCUCAGGGACCUUCCCAGUACCCCCUCCUCCACCGGCAGCACCCCUUUGUCCUCUCCCAUGGUGGACUUUUACUUCAGUCCAGGGCCUCCCAGCAACUCGCCUCUUUCUACACCCACCAAAGACUUCCCGGGGUUCCCUGGCAUCCCUAAAGCCGGGACACAUGUGCUUUAUCCUAUUCCAGAGUGUUCUUCAAGCAGUCCCCCCACAACAGCGGGAGGAGCGGGUCCCCCGUUAUCGAUUACUAAGCCAACCUGCUCACCCCAUGUAUCGUUACCCAGUGGCCACUCGCACACCCAGCUGACUCCCACAGCAGGUCUUACAGAAGACGCCAGCCCUCGGGGGGUCCAAAGCGAGGCUCGACAGUUCGAGUAUUUUCAGGAUGACUGUGCUUUUUCCAACCCAUUUUGGAAAGAUGAAGGUGGCAACUCUCAGUUUCCCUUUGACUCCCUGGCAGGCAGAAAGCUGUUCUCACCAAGGGACAAGGAGGUACCUGUCGAUCAAAAAAGUCUAAACCAGUGCUCAUUGAACUACAUCUGUGAGAAGCUCGAACACUUGCAGUCAGCGGAGACCCAAGGCCCUCUUGGAAACUUGUCUAUGCAGAGCUCGUACGCUGGAGACACAGUCUCUUUUGUCCCACACACCCUCUUCCGGAGUCAGCCCAAAGCUGGAUGGUCCUUCAUGUUGAGGAUUCCUGAGAAGAAGAACAUGAUGUCUUCCCGGCAGUGGGGACCCAUUUUCCUAAAGGUUCUUCCCGGCGGGAUCCUGCAGAUGUACUAUGAGAAGGGGCUGGAAAAACCAUUCAAAGAGUUCCAGCUCAAUCCGCAUUGCAGACUCUCGGAACCCAAACUGGAGCACUUCAGCAUGGCAGGGAAGAUCCACACUGUGAAGGUAGAGCACGUGUCUUACUCCGAGAAAAGGAAAUACCAUUCCAAAAUGGAGGCGGCUCACGAGCCCGAGGUGGAGCAGAUGCUGAAGCUAGGGUCCACGGAACACCGUGACUUCCUUGAAUUUCUGACUACUGUGGAAGAGGAGCUAAUAAAGCUGCCGGCUACGGCAAAACCGAAGAACAAAGUCUAUGAGGAGCAAGAGAUUCACCUGGACAUUCUGGACAGCUUCUGGGGCAAAGUGACCAAGGAAGAGGGCAAGCUGGUCGAGAGCGCUGUGAUAACUCAGGUCUGCUGCCUCUGCUUUCUAAACGGGCCAGCGGAAUGUUUCUUAGCCUUAAAUGACCUCGAGCUCCAGAAACGAGAUGAACGCUAUUUUGAGAAAGAACCAGAAAAAAGGGGGAUUGAUAUUCUUAACUACCAUUUCCAUACGUGCGUGAAUGCUGAAGAAUUUGAACGGUCCAGAAUCAUUAAGUUCGUACCUCCAGAUGCUUGCCGGUUCGAGCUGAUGCGUUUCAGAACCUCGAGUGAAGGGGAUGAGCUUCCCUUCUCGGUGAAGUCCAUAGUGACUGUCCAGGGGGCCUAUGUGGAGCUGCAGGCCUUUGUCAACAUGACCCCAGCAGCUCAGAGGUCACCCCAUGCGGGUUCCCUGAGGAGCUGUAACAAUAUCAUGAUUCAUUUUCCCGUCCCAGCCCAGUGGAUCAAGGCCCUCUGGACCAGGAAUCUUCAGAGGCAGAAGUCCCUGAAAGCCAAAAUGAACCGUCGGGCAUGCCUGGGGAGUUUACAGGAGCCUGAAUCGGAAUCUGUCAUUCAGGUCACUGUGGGGUCAGCAAAAUAUGAGAGCGCCUACCGGGCUGUGGUGUGGAAGAUAGAUCGACUCCCGGACAAAAACACAAGUCCCGAUCAGCCCCAUUGUCUGUCAUACAAACUAGAACUUGGGUCAGACCAGGAGGUUCCCUCAGAUUGGGAUCCAUUUGCUACCGUCCAGUUUUCCAUGUCUGAAGCCUGUGCCUCCAGGACAGAAGUGAGGUCUCUGGGAGUGGAGAGUGACGCCCAGCCUCAGAAGCAUGUGUGUCAGCGAGCUUGCUACAACAUCCAGCCCAAACUCUACCGAUCUGUAAUUGAAGACGUAAUCGAGGGUGUGCGGGACCUCUUUGCUGAGGAAGGCAUCGAGGAGCAGGUGUUGAAAGACCUGAAGAAGCUCUGGGAAACCAAAGUUUUACAAUCCAAAGCGACAGAGGACUUCUUCAGAAAUAGUGUGCAGGCGCCCCUUUUCACCCUCCAGCUGCCACAUGGCUUACCGCCAGCACUGCAAUCAACAGCAUCGUUGCUGAUUCCGGCUGGUAGAACUCUCCAGAGUUUUACGCCAGAAGACCUGAACGCCAGCUGUGCAGCAAACUUCGCCUUUCCUGGCUAUCCGAUUCACGUCCCAGCAGGCAUGGCCCUCCAGACGGCGUCCGGUCACCUUUACAAAGUCAAUGUACCAGUCGUGGUGACACAGACUUCAGGGAGAGCAGAGAUUCUCCAGCAUCCGUUUCAGCAAGUCCUUCAGCAGCUUGGGCAGCCUUCAAUAAUACAGACCACGGUUCCAACAUUGCACCCAUGCUCUCUUCAAGCCGAAACUGAGAAAUCACACAGAAUGGAGACUGCGCUGCAACAGCCUACCGUUCUGCAUUCCACUCCAGUGGACAGGAAACACACAGAAAAUGCUACCAGCGAGAGGCGUGUUCUCCCUGGGAAUGAGCCGCGGCCGCAGGAAAGCACUCAGUACAUCGGCCUUCCAGGUGUGGGGUUUCCUCCUCAGGUCGCUCUAACAGAGUCUAGCCUGGAGCCAGUGCUCGGUGCCUCAGCAAACCUGACUCAGAAUCUGCAUGGUGGUCCUUUCACACAGGGCCCUCCGGGCACUCUCCGCCACCACGUGCUUGACGCACAGCUUCAUAGCCUUAGAGACAGGAUAUAUGGAUGUGAUUCUGUAAAGCAACUGAGGAAAAUAGAGGAGCCCAGCAGCCUCCGUGUGUCAGAGAAGAGUUGUACUUCUGAGAGGGAUCUGAAUAUUCAGGUAACCGAUGAUGAUAUUAAUGAAAUAAUUCAAAUAGAUGGAACCGGCGACAACUCUUCUGCUGAAGAGGGGGGAAGCAUAAGGGACGCAGAUGAGAAUGAAUUUCCGGGGAUCAUUGAAGCCGGCGACCUUAAGGUGCUUGAGGAAGAAGUGGACAGCGUGUCAAAUGAAGACUCAACUGCAAACAGCAGUGACAACGAGGACCAUCAAAUAGACACCCUAGAAGAGGAUCCCCUAAAUUCUGGAGAUGAUGUCAGUGAGCAGGACGCGCCAGACCUGUUUGACACAGAUAAUGUAAUUGUCUGUCAGUAUGAUAAGAUUCACCGGAGUAAGAACAGAUGGAAAUUCUACUUGAAAGAUGGAGUCAUGUGCUUUGGAGGGAGAGACUAUGUGUUUGCAAAGGCCAUUGGUGAAGCCGAGUGGUGA
Molecule: messenger RNA, 3556 nt
Organism: Rattus rattus (black rat)
Lineage: Eukaryota; Metazoa; Chordata; Mammalia; Rodentia; Muridae
Gene: Ston1
Product: stonin 1
Exons: 10
Coding region: 50-3556 (1168 amino acids)
Biological process (GO): transcription by RNA polymerase II; clathrin-dependent endocytosis; transcription initiation at RNA polymerase II promoter
Cellular component (GO): AP-2 adaptor complex; transcription factor TFIIA complex; synaptic vesicle
Molecular function (GO): clathrin-cargo adaptor activity
Source: RefSeq, a predicted model, not a curated record